Messenger RNA from Rubroshorea leprosula, 1556 nucleotides. The record is from the annotation of a GenBank genome assembly. NCBI's taxonomy places the organism in Eukaryota, Viridiplantae, Streptophyta, Magnoliopsida, Malvales, Dipterocarpaceae.
AAUUCUUUAUUUCUAGCUUUAAUUUGCGCUUCUGCAGUUCCUGCGGAGGAUCCGAGUGAGAGAAAUCGUCUCGUUUCAGCUGACUCCUCAGAGCAUGUCGGCGUAGAAAGGAUGGAAGUUGGAAGUAGCAAGACGAAGGGUAGUGAUGCGGCAGAACUGGUUCAAGUCAAAAUUGAGACACUAGAACCGCGGCCACCAGUCUUGCAAACAUUUGACCACAUGAGUCAUGCUCGGACCAAGGCCCUCGACGCACUGGCCACUGUUGUUGGGGUUCAAACUCCAGCGUUCCCAUUUCACUCAGUCGGAGAGCUUAUUGGAUCUCAUCCUGAAAUACACCCAGAUGUUGUCAACUUCAUUAUAAAUUCCGAGGAGGAUAUAUGUAACAAUGAAGAAUUGUCAUCUUUGGUGAAGGAAUAUUUAGAGAACAGCAUACAGACAUUAGAGUUUUGUAGUACCCUUGAGAAUUGCUUGAGACGUGCUCGAAAGAACCUACAGAUUAUUCAGCUUGCAGUUCAAAAGUUUGAGAAAGAAGUACUGGAUGGGGGGGAAGGAAGGAAAUUCGGGAAGACACUGGACGAACUAAACAAAUUUAUAGCAGCUAAGGAGCCAUUUGAUGAGGAAUUCGUUGAACGGUUUUGGUCUGUGCAUAGGCAGCAAGUGUCGUUGUUAAACAAAUUGCUACAGAAAAAGAGGGAGGUGGAUAAGAAUCUGCAAUCAGCGAAAACAUGGAGGAAGGUGUCUAAUUUCUUUUUCUUUAUCGUGCUUCUCUCUCUAGGGAUUUUCUUGUUGGUGGCUGCUGCCAUUAAGGCAUCAACUGGAGUAAAAUCUGUAGCAACAUCUGUAGCAAUAUAUGUGGCAAGUCCCUUGGUAAUUCCUGUUGCUAAAUCACUGGGAAAAUUGUGUAACUGGUUUUUAAAUCGUUCUGUGAGGAAAUUGGAAUGGCAGGGGUUGCUUAUUUCAAUGGAGGGUUUUAAUAGUUACAUUACAAUUAAGGACAUAGAGACUAUACUGAUACUUGUUAACAACAUGGAAACUAAGAUCGAGCCACUUUUGGAUGGUGCUAAUUUGGCACUUAGAGAACCUGAGGCUGUGAAGCUUGUGAUUGAUGAUAUAAAAAAGAGAGAGGAAGAGUUCAUGGAAACCAUUGAUGACUUGGGUAAACAAGCAGAUAGGUGCAGCCAGGAAAUAAAGAAGGUAAGAUCACUGAUUUGGCAGAAGAUUGCAGCUCAUUCCCAAUCAGAAGCUGCAGAUUCCCCUUGGAACCAAUUAUUUGGCUGAUGCUGCAUAUGUAAUGUCAAUUAUAUGCUCUAGGUAAAGAAAUGCCAGCUCUACACAUUGUUGGGUUUGACCCUCUCAAAACUCUAGAAACAAUUGAAUUGUUGAGGUGCUCUUUCCUUUCUCUUAUUAUUAAUCUAAUCGCUGUCAGCAAGCAGCCCCUAUCUUUAUCAGCUAUGAUCCCCAUGAGUUUUGAUUUAAGUUCUUCGAUCCAGGUGUUUUCUAAAAUGCUGACUGUGAACAUGUGUAACAUUUGGUUGCAAUAUAUUGAAUUGGAUUUG